AGCAACACUUCUAACGGGGGAGUUGGGACUUGAAAAUCAAGCUAUUCAUAUUCCUCUCUAUGGACAUAACGCGGCGAGCCAUGACCAGCGCCUCCCACUCCUCUCCCAAGCCAUUAAGCAAGAUAGCAUGCAAUCGACUCCAGAAAGAGUUAGUGGAGUGGCAAGUUAAUCCUCCUGCUGGUUUCAACCUUAAACCCUCCGAUAAUCUUCAAAGGUGGGUGAUCGAUGUGAAUGGUGCUCCUGGAACGCUGUAUGCUAAUGAAACUUAUCAGCUUCAAGUUGAUUUCCCAGAACAUUAUCCUAUGGAAGCUCCCCAGGUGAUAUUUGUGCCUCCAGUUCCCAUGCACCCUCAUAUCUAUAGCAACGGGCACAUUUGUUUAGAUAUUUUGUAUGACUCGUGGUCGCCUGCCAUGACUGUUAGUUCUAUAUGCAUUAGCCUUCUAUCCAUGCUGUCAAGUUCAACUGCGAAGCAACUCCCUGACGAUAAUGAUCGGUAUGUAAAGAACUGUAGAAAUGGCAGAUCACCAAAGGAAACCAGGUGGUGGUUCCAUGAUGAUAAGGUGUAACAAGUAUAAUUCGACACUCAAGGCAACAUUAUAACUCGAUUGCAUACUUGAAAUCAAAUGCUAUAGAAAAUUUUCUGAAUAUCCAGGAUCGUUGCCUGCACAUGGUACGUGUGUGCAAAUCGGCCUUUCCUGUCCAUUAGUUGUAAAUGAAGAUGGUUUCUUUAUGUGCUGCAUGUGAAAGAUAUUAUGUACCAUAAGUUAUACACUGCAGUCUCAAUAAUACCUCACCAAGAAUCUUUCUGGUAACAGCAAUAAGUUAGCACUCAGAAUAAUGUAUUGUUUCUGGUUAUUUAUCUUACUGAGGAAUAAGUUUGUCUCAGUUAUGCC
Molecule: messenger RNA, 893 nt
Organism: Nicotiana attenuata
Lineage: Eukaryota; Viridiplantae; Streptophyta; Magnoliopsida; Solanales; Solanaceae
Product: probable ubiquitin-conjugating enzyme E2 18
Exons: 6
Coding region: 60-566 (168 amino acids)
Source: RefSeq, a predicted model, not a curated record